CUCUCUCUCUCUCUCUCUCUCUCUCUCUCUCUCAGCAUCCUUCUGUGAGCCUGUAGGUGAUACAGCUACAGCAGCAUCCAUGGCCUAUCUUUUGCCUUAGCACACUCUCAUUCUGUUUUUUCCUCCGCAUUUUAUUUUCUUCUGGCUGCUGCACCAACCAUGUAUCUAAGACACUGGUUUUAAGGGCUUACAUUAAGCAUCUGAUAACUGGAAUCGUAAUUUCCUGUAUUUUUUCAGGCUCUGUGGAAACUGAGGAAUGCAAUUCUGCCACCAUGAUGGAAGGAUUGAAAAAACGUACAAGGAAGGCCUUUGGAAUACGGAAGAAAGAAAAGGACACUGAUUCCACAGGAUCACCAGACAGGGAUGGAACUAAGAGAACAAAUGGUGCUCCAAAUGGGUUUUAUUCAGAGAUUGACUGGGAAAGAUAUAAUUCACCUGAGCUUGAUGAAGAAGGAUACAGCAUCAGACCAGACGAACCAGGCUCUACCAAAGGAAAGCACUUUUAUUCCUCAAGUGAAUCUGAAGAGGAAGAGGAGGCACACAAGAAAUUCAACAUUAAGAUUAAGCCCUUGCAGUCUAAAGAUGUUCUUAAGAGUGCGGCAACCGUUGAUGAACUGAAAGCUUCUAUAGGCAACAUUGCACUUUCACCAUCUCUAGUGAGGAAAAGUCCGAGGCGCAGCCCGGGUACAAUUAAAAGGAAUUUAUCUAGUGAAGAGAUAGCAAGGCCCAGACGUUCAACACCUACUCCAGAGCUUCUAAGCAAAAAAGCCCCGGAAGACUCCACAGUACUAGCACCACUAUUUGGUCCACCUCUGGAGUCUGCAUUUGAAGAAGAGAAGUUAGAAGCUCCCAUAGAUCACUCUGAGGUCUGGGGUUCUGUGCAGCCAGCAAGUCCAAGUGUAGAAUCACCGAAUUCAUCACGACCUUUUCCAUCUGGAACACCUCCACCUCUUCCACCUAAGAAUAUUCCAGCUACACCUCCCCGCACUGGUUCUCCUUUAACAGUUGGAGUAGGAAAUGACCAGACAGCAACAGAGGUCAAAAGUGACAAACUACCAUCAAUCAAUGACUUGGAUACCAUUUUUGGCCCAGUAUUAUCCCCCAAGUCUGUUGCUGCUGACGCGGAGGAUAAGUGGAUCAGUUUUUCUGAUCAGUCCCCGGAAAACGUAACUCCAGAGGUGACUUCACGGGAAAAGGUGGUGUCCCCGCCUGUGGCAUCAGAAACCCCAGAUGAGCCUCCAGAGGCUGAAACCUCUCGCAGUGUUCCAUCUCCACUCAAUUUAGAAGAGGUUCAGAAGAAGGUUUCUGAGCAGACCCACGUUAAAGAUGAUAACUUAGCACCACCAGCAUCUCCUAAAGAUUUUGGGGUGGGACAGAGAGCAACGCCACCUCCCCCUCCACCACCUACCUACAGAACAGUGGUGUCAUCACCCGGACCCAGCUCUGGCGGUGGCACAGGAAGCACCAGUGGUUCAUCAUCUCCUGCUCGACCUGCAACCCCGUUGGCAUCCUGCAGCAGUCCUACUCCCCCACCUCCUCCACCUAGACCCCCAUCUCGUCCAAAAUUGCCUCCAGGGAAGCCUGGAGUUGAUGUGUCCAGACCUUUUAGCCCUCCGGUUCACUCAUCCAGCCCUCCUCCGAUAGCACCUUUAGCACGUGCUGAAAGCACCUCUUCCAUAUCGUCCACCAAUUCCUUGAGUGCAGCUACUACUCCAACAAUUGAAGAUGAUGCUUAUGUUGACAAACUGCUCACGUUUGAAAGGCAUUGUGAAACUCCUGCAGAGAAUGAACAGCCUUCCCUCGUCUGGUUUGACAGAGGAAAGUUUUAUUUGACUUUUGAAGGCUCUUCUAGAGGACCCAGCCCCUUAACAAUGGGUGCACAAGACACUCUGCCUGUAGCGGCAGCUUUCACUGAAACAGUUAAUGCAUACUUCAAAGGAGCAGAUCCUAACAAAUGCAUAGUGAAGAUUACUGGAGAGAUGGUGCUGUCGUUUCCUGCAGGAAUUACUAGACAUUUUGCCAAUAAUCCUGCCCCUGCUGUUCUAACUUUCCGUGUAACAAAUUACAACAGGUUAGAACACGUCUUGCCAAACCCCCAACUGCUUUGCUGUGACAGUACACAAGCUGAUGCCAACGCAAAGGAAUUCUGGGUAAACAUGCCAAAUUUGAUGACGCAUUUAAAGAAAGUAUCUGAACAGAAACCACAAGCAACGUAUUAUAAUGUGGAUAUGCUUAAAUAUCAGGUAUCAGCCCAGGGUAUUCAGUCUACUCCAUUGAACCUUGCAGUGAACUGGCGGUGUGAACCUACAAGCACCGAUCUACGCAUUGACUACAAAUAUAAUCUAGAGGCAAUGACUACACCAGUAGCUUUAAACAAUGUGCAGUUCCUUGUUCCCAUAGAUGGAGGAGUGACAAAACUUCAAGCUGUGCUUCCACCUGCUAUUUGGAAUGCUGAACAGCAAAAGAUAUUGUGGAGGAUUCCUGAUAUUUCACAAAAAUCAGAGAAUGGAGGUGUGGGCUCUUUGCUGGCACGAUUCCAGUUAUCUGAGGGACCAAGCAAACCUUCCCCCCUGGUUGUGCAAUUCACCAGCGAAGGGACCACUCUGUCCAGUUGCGAUAUUGAACUUGUUGGAGCUGGGUAUCGUUUUUCACUUAUUAAAAAGAGGUUUGCAGCAGGAAAAUACCUGGCAGAUAACUAACAGAAGUUUAUGCAAGUAUCUGGAAAAUCCAUAUAGCUGAGGACUGCUGUGGGUGAACGGGUUUUAUACGCUGUUUGAGGAAAAACUAAAUCCUGUACUUGGGACAUUUCUGUUGGAAGUGUCAGCAACUUUCAACAUUUUCCCUCAGAAAAUGCCA
Molecule: messenger RNA, 2856 nt
Organism: Lacerta agilis (Sand lizard)
Lineage: Eukaryota; Metazoa; Chordata; Lepidosauria; Squamata; Lacertidae
Gene: SGIP1
Product: SH3GL interacting endocytic adaptor 1
Exons: 25
Coding region: 273-2699 (808 amino acids)
Biological process (GO): clathrin-dependent endocytosis; clathrin coat assembly; synaptic vesicle endocytosis
Cellular component (GO): clathrin-coated pit; cytoplasm; clathrin-coated vesicle
Source: RefSeq, a predicted model, not a curated record